This is a messenger RNA of Lepus europaeus (European hare), 833 nucleotides long. Its product is annotated as prolyl hydroxylase EGLN3-like. Gene Ontology annotation, biological process: peptidyl-proline hydroxylation to 4-hydroxy-L-proline; cellular response to hypoxia. Gene Ontology annotation, molecular function: ferrous iron binding; L-ascorbic acid binding; peptidyl-proline 4-dioxygenase activity. The record is from RefSeq and is a predicted model, not a curated record. Gene Ontology annotation, cellular component: nucleus; cytoplasm. Bases 75 to 755 code for a protein of 226 amino acids. The transcript has a single exon. Lineage: Eukaryota; Metazoa; Chordata; Mammalia; Lagomorpha; Leporidae.
UGGGUGCUGCGGCGGGUCGCUCCCCACUCCCCACGUGCACGUGGGGUGUCCCUGCCCUGCGUCCUGCAGGUGAGAUGCCCCUGUCACACAUCAUGAGCCAGGAUCUGGAGAAAAUUGCCAUGGAUUACAUCAUGCCGUGCCUGCACGAGGUGGGCUUCUGCUACCUGGACAACUUCCUGGGCAAGGUGGUGGGCAACUGCGUGCUGGAGCGUGUGAAGCAGCUGCACUGCGAAGGGGCCCUGCGGGACGGCCAGCUGGCCGGGCCGCGCGCCCAGGUCUCAAAGCGGCACCUGCGCGGCGACCAGAUCACGUGGAUCGGGGGCAACGAGAAGGGCUGCGAGGCCAUCAGCUUCCUCCUGUCCCUCAUCGACAGGCUGGUCCUGUACUGCGGAAGCCGCCUGGGCAAAUACUACGUCAAGGAGAGGUCCAAGGCAAUGGUGGCAUGCUAUCCAGGAAAUGGAACAGGUUAUGUUCGCCACGUGGACAAUCCCAAUGAUGACGGCCGCUGUAUCACCUGCAUCUACUACCUGAACAAGAACUGGGAUGCCAAGCUACAUGGUGGGAUCCUGAGGAUAUUUCCAGAAGGGAAGUCGUUCGUAGCAGAUGUGGAGCCCAUUUUCAAUAGACUGCUGUUCUUCUGGUCGGACCGCAGGAAUCCACAUGAGGUGCAGCCUUCCUAUGCCACCAGAUACGCCAUGACUGGUACUUUGAUGCUGAAGAAAGAGCAGAAGCCAAAAAGAAAUUCGGGAAUUUAACUAGGAAGAGCGAGACUGAGCUCACUGAAGACUGACCAUGCUGUGACAUUCGCUGGCCUCGUUCACUUUAGUUACAGU